Molecule: messenger RNA, 963 nt
Organism: Calypte anna (Anna's hummingbird)
Lineage: Eukaryota; Metazoa; Chordata; Aves; Apodiformes; Trochilidae
Product: taste receptor type 2 member 8
Exons: 1
Coding region: 1-963 (320 amino acids)
Biological process (GO): detection of chemical stimulus involved in sensory perception of bitter taste; sensory perception of taste; G protein-coupled receptor signaling pathway
Cellular component (GO): membrane
Molecular function (GO): G protein-coupled receptor activity; bitter taste receptor activity
Source: RefSeq, a predicted model, not a curated record
AUGGAAGCUUGCUCCUCUCAAGGGAAAUUUAAUGUCACCACGUACAAUGCCGUGGCAAUGGCCAUCAUCACCCUCCAGACAUUUGCUGGCAUGUGGAUAAAUGCUUUCAUUGUUUCUGUGCUUUGUGUUUCUUGGGUGAAAAAGAGAAGCUUUAACACCAAUGAGAAGAUCUUGCUCCUCCUGGGAUGCUCCCGGGUUGGGUACUUGUGCACUGCAUGGGUAGGUUCCUUUAUUGAAAAUAUUUACUCCUUUUGCGUGUAUGUUCACCAGAAAAUCCAAAUAAUUUCAGCUCUUCUAAGCUUUUUCAACAUUUUCAGCCUAUGGAUCUCUGCCAUUCUUUCUGUGUUUUACUGCAUCAAAAUUGCAAAUUUCCAGCACACCUUCUUCAUCUACCUGAAAGUGAGAAUUGACAGGAUCGUGCCAUGGCUGAUGCUGACUUCAGUCCCUGUAUCCCUUGGUGUCAGUGUCUUUGUCUACAUUGUCAUAGAUGAAGCACGCUGUGACAACAACAAUUGCACCACCUCAGGAUAUUUGUGGCAUCUGACUGUCAGACCUGAGCUACAUUUUUUCCCUCUUUAUUUUUUCACUGGUUUUGUAUAUGCAACUGCAUUUGCAGCAGUAAUCUCUUCUGCCCUUCUCCUGCUCUUUUCUCUCUGGAGACACAAACACAGGAUGCAGACAAAGUCAGGGAAGAACGUCAGUGUGGAUGCCCAUAUCAAAGCCAUGAAAUCAAUUCUCUCCUUUUUCUUCAUUUACACCUUCAACUUCAUAAUUUUAACCCUUUCACUGAUUUAUUCCCUGAAGAAGGAAAAGGCUGUGAUGUUUUUCAUUACAUUCUUUCUAUAUAGUUUUUCAGCAGCUCAUUCCCUUAUCCUUAUAUUCAGCAAUCCCAAACUGGAAAAGACACUGCUAAGAACCCUCUCCUGUCUGAAGUGCAAAAUUUGCAUGAGGCAUGAAACAUAA